Messenger RNA from Paramecium pentaurelia, 2390 nucleotides. The record is from the annotation of a GenBank genome assembly. NCBI's taxonomy places the organism in Eukaryota, Ciliophora, Oligohymenophorea, Peniculida, Parameciidae.
AUGGAAUUACAAAAUUAAUUACGAUCUUACUUAAGCUCCUAUGAAACUUAUCCUUAUGUUAAAGAUAUCAAAUUAAGAGUACUUUUUGGUGAUAAGUAAAAAUUGUUUAUGAAAAAGAUUUUAUAGUAAACAAGUUCAAUAAUGUUUGGCAAAUUUCCUAAUUGACAAUGAUGAAUCACCUAUUUUACGUCUCUUAACACUCAAAGUAAGAAUUCUAAGUGAUCCCUAUUUUAGUUCAAUAAAGAAUUGGCUGAGACAUUUAAUGAGGAUUACAUUCAUUUGAUGUAAAAAAUUGUUCUCCCUAAAAUGGAAUAGAUAGCUCUAUUUUAAAUUGAAUCUAAAGACUUUGAUAGAGGCAAACUGUAUUUUUUAGGAAAUCAAAAACCCCACUAAGGUAUGUAGAGUACAAAAGUAGUUAAGGUAACAAAGAGUUGCAGACAAUAGGUGAUCAAUUUUUGAGAGUAACUCUAGAAUGUAUUAGGAUUUGGGGAAGAUGGUUUCCUUUAGAUAAUAUUCAUCAUAGAUUAAGUCUAUAUCGUGUAGCAUAUGAAAGAUUAUUCAAUUUAGGUGUGUAAUUUCCAGAAAUUCAAUAUUUUGAUCAUAAUUAAGUUCAUACAAAUUUGCCUUCAACUUUUCCUCCUUUAUCUAUGAUGAUGCAAUUAAAAAGUUUUUUAAGUUAAAAUGCUAAAUCAAGUACAAAAGAGAUCUGUAGAUAUUUAGAAUCUCAUCUUCCUGAGGAAUAUCAUCAGACUUAAUAUUCAUCUUAUGCCGAAUUAUUUUAAAUUAUAGUCAAAACACAUAUAAUUAAAAAACAUAAAUAAGCUAAAUUAGCCAAUAUUUUUUUAGAGCGUGAUCCAAAAUUUUAAGAAAUAAAGAAAAUGGAAGAACAUGAAGAAUGGACUUAAUUACAAAGAUUGCAAAUUGAAAAUUAAUAACUUACAUAUCUUAAUAAUAUGCAUUAAUAAAAAAUGUAAGAAUUAUAAAAAUAAAUAAUUGAAACUUAAAACUAAAAUUCAUUAUUAAAAUCAGCUAUAAAAGAGAAGUAAUUAUUAAUAGAACGAUAUGAAACAAAUUAUAAAGUAUUACAAAAGAAAUAUGAAAAAUUAUUUGAAGACUAUUAAAAAAAUCAUCUAUCAAAAAAUCCAUUUAUUCUUGCUUCUUAUGAAAAAAAUGUAAUAAUUAACUGCUAUAGUGUUUAGAUAGCUGAAUUUCGUAUAGAAUAUGGACUUUCAUACUCUGAAAUAGAAUGUCAUAGAUUAAGAGCUGAAAAUGAAUAUUUAAACAAAUAAUUAGAUGAAUCUGAUAGUAUUUAUGAUAAAAUUAAACAUGAUAAGGAUGUAUUAUUGACUGAAAAUAAAUUAUUAUCAGCUAGAAUUUCUCAAUUAUCUCAAAAAAUUGCAAAAGGAACUAAAAUAGAAAAAGAGGAUAAUUAAACUAAAGAAGAUUUUAAAUUAUAUAAAUAAAAAUCUAAUUUAGUUUAAUAUGAAUAAAUUAUGAUUUGUUAAAAAAGAUAAAUUACUUAAUUGAAAGAUUAAUUAUUAAAAAUUAAUGAUAAAAAAAAUAGUUUAUCAAAUUAAAAUGGUGGAGUGAACUCUAAUUCAAAUUCUAAAAGAAAUAUUGUUGAAUGUAAUCCAUCAUCAUCAUAAAAAUAAAAUGAUUAAAAGGCAAUACAUAGAUAAUCCAAAAUUAUCAUGCCUCCUAUUCUAGAAUAUGAUCCAACAAUAUUUGCUGUUAAUCCAACUAUUUUUAACACUAGAUUUAGAUAAGCAUGUUUUACAUCUAAAUCAAUAAUACAUUAAGACGAUUUAAUAUAAAUAACAACUCAUACAUAAUUUAAAAAUAAUAAGUUAUUUAUUACAUUAUCUUUUGAAAAUAAAUCAAAUUAUUUAAUAACUGGUUUAACAUUUUAAUUAUAAGAAGUUAAAUAACUAGUUACUUAUCUAUUAGAUGAAAUUAAAAAUGAAUUAAAUCCUGGAGAAAUAUAAUAAAUUAGAUUAGAAAUAUCUAUUAAAGAAAUACCUUAUGUUUUAUAAGAAGCUUAAAUUGGAUUUUAGGAUAGAUGUAUAAAAUUUGGUAUUCCUUGUACAAUCAAUAAAUAUUUAACUUUUAAAUCAUGUGGUCAAAUACCUUAGUCCUUUUUUUAUUAAUGUAAACCAUUUUAAACAGGAUUUCAAAAUUCUAUACCUAAUUUAUUAUCAGAAUUUGAAGUUAUUAGUCAAUCUGAUACUGAAAUAAGUGUUUUAGCUUAAGCACAAUAUAGUGAUGAGGAAUAUGAAAUAAUGAUAUCAUGUACAAAAAGUAUGAUGUAAGUUAAAAUGAAUGGUGUUUACAAUGAUAAACUUGUAAAAACUAUCAUUUCCACUUAUUAAGGUUUAUUUUUAAAAAGAUGA